This is a messenger RNA of Terrapene triunguis (Three-toed box turtle), 481 nucleotides long. Its product is annotated as alpha-2-macroglobulin-like. Lineage: Eukaryota; Metazoa; Chordata; Testudines; Emydidae. The transcript has 3 exons. The annotation marks the transcript as partial. The record is from RefSeq and is a predicted model, not a curated record.
CCAGCGGACAAGUCUGUGUGUCUGCCUCGCUCACCACCCUCGUUCUGCACCAUGGGGAAAGACAGGCUGCCCGGUGGCCCGAACAUCUUCCUCCUGCUCCUCUUCCUCCUCCCUGGAAACACCUCGCCCGCCACUGAACCGCAGUACAUGGUGCUAGUGCCCUUUCUGAUCCACACCAACAUUCCUGAAAAGGUCUGUAUCCAGCUGACCCACCUGAACGAGUCUGUGACGCUGAGCACCACGCUGGAAUACGCAGGGGAGAACAGGAGCCUGAUCGCAGAUGUGGUGUCGGAGAAGGACGUGUUCAAGUGUGUCCCGUUCACGCUUCCCAAAUCUAACAGCUCAUCAGCAGCGUUUCUCACGGUGCUGGUGAAGGGGCCGACGCUGGAGUUCAGAAGCCGGAAAUCGGUGCUGGUCAAGAACUCAGACAGCCUGGUCUUUGUCCAGACGGACAAACCCAUCUACAAACCCGGACAAACAG